Molecule: messenger RNA, 3661 nt
Organism: Anopheles aquasalis
Lineage: Eukaryota; Metazoa; Arthropoda; Insecta; Diptera; Culicidae
Product: aminopeptidase N-like
Biological process (GO): peptide catabolic process; proteolysis
Cellular component (GO): membrane; cytoplasm
Molecular function (GO): metalloaminopeptidase activity; zinc ion binding; peptide binding
Source: RefSeq, a predicted model, not a curated record
CUAUACAAUGUCGUAUCAGUAAUCGUUUUGUUUUCAAGCAUGAAUUGUAACAGCAUUUAAGUAUGAAUCGUACAGCCUCUGACCGCUUAUAACUCGUUGAAGUGGACCACUCCUGUAAUUAAAUUUCAUUUUUGUCGAUACGACUGAAAGAUAACAUAUCUAACCGGAGGAGUGCAUGGUAGGAGUGCAAGCGUUUUGAAAAAUAUAUUGCCAGUUUUCUCAUGACCGCCCACUGGUUAAGAUGAAGGGGAAGACAUACUAUUUUCUCCCUACAAAUGUGGUUGGUGUUAGUUUUUCGUUCGUGGCAUGUAUGUUCUUAGUGCUAAUAGUGCAGACCGUAGCCCAAAAUGGUGAUCAAAACUUUCGUUUGCCGAAUGACACAUACCCAUUGAGGUAUAACAUCGAGAUAACCACCAGAAUACACGACGAUUCAAUCGGUUCAGAUCGAUUUAGAUUUGAAGGCAAAGUGACUAUACAGCUGAUGACCAAGGAAAACAAAUCAACGAGCAGAAUCACAUUAAACUAUCGUGAAAUUGAUAUUAUUCAUGUGCGGCUAUGGUAUCAGCAAGGGGGUUGGGAGCGCGUUAUUAUAAAUGACAAUAAUAGUUAUACAUUGGAUUCGCGGCGAGAGUUUUUGCACAUUAAUUCACCGCAAGCGCUGGAAGGAUUAUAUUAUUUAGAGAUAACCUACAACGGUACACUACGCGAAGACAAUGCGGGUUUUUAUAGAUCAUCUUAUAUGGAUGGGAAUGGAGAGAUGAAAUGGUUGGCAGCAACACAAUUUUCAUCUACAGACGCCAGGCACGCUUUUCCCUGUUACGAUGAACCUGGUAUAAGAGCUCCGAUCGGACUACGUGUUAUACACGGUGAAAGCUAUUCCGUACUCUCAAAUGGGCGACCGAUAGAUAUUCGUAAUGACUCCAAGGAAGGACUAAUGGCAACAACUUUCGAAGAUACACCAUCAAUGCAGUCGUAUUUGCUGGGCAUUGUAGUGAGCAACUUUCAGGAAUCGUCGUACGAUGAUUACUCCAGACACAAGGCGUUCAAUCGUCCAAAUGCGUUUGAGAAAGAAGACACAGUAUUCAUUUUAGAAGCGGGUUUUAAAAUCCUAAAUUUUUUGGAGCAGUUUUUAGAAAUUGAUCUAAUACUACCCAAGAUUUAUCACGUGGCCGUACCUGAUUUUGCGGCUGGUGCGAUGGAAAACUAUGGUUUGAUAACGUACAAGGAAGAAAAUUUCUUCUACGACUACAAGACAUCACCAAUGAAGCAGAAGAAAAGAAUUGCUACGAUUGUCGGUCACGAAAUUGGACACCAUUAUUUUGGAAAUUAUGUUUCUCCAGCAUGGUGGAGUUAUCUGUGGAUGAAAGAAGGUUUCGCUAGGUUUCUCGAAUACUACGCAUCAAAUAAGGCCUUUCCCGAACUCGAAAUAGAACAAACGUAUACAGUAGAUAAAACACAUAAUGUUUUUGAGAUCGAUUCUCUAGUUGCGGUACGCCCAAUGACAUACUAUGUCAAUACUCAAACUGAAAUAGCUAACAUUUUCGAUGAUAUUGCGUAUGACAAAGGUGGGGCCGUGCUGCGUAUGUUCCAUCACGCUAUUGGGAAAGAGGCUUUCCGACAAGCAUUAAUCAAAUUCCUCCAGACAAAUGCAUUGCAGGCUGCGAGUCCCGAGCACUUUGCGAACGCCAUGCAAAAUGCAAUGGAUUUAUUACCAAUUCCACACAUAUCAAUGCCAAUCGCCAAAGAACUUCUUAAGUCCUGGACUGAACAAGCUGGUUAUCCCGUGUUACAUGUGUCAAGAACUCAAAACUGUUCAAUAGUCAUUUCACAAAAACGAUAUCUUCUUAAGAAUAAUAUCGAAAACACAAACAUAACAUGGAUUCUACCAUAUAAUUUUGCCAACGCACUUGAUCCAAUGUUCGACGUGACAAUUCCUUCGGAUUGGCUCUCAAACACAGAAAAAGAGUUAAUCCCAGAUAUUAACCAUAAUUGGACCUGUGACGAUUGGUUAGUUUUUAACAAACAGCAAACGGGAUAUUAUCGAAUUAAUUAUGACGACGACUUGUGGAAUCUGAUAAUUAUAACCCUUAUAAAUAAUCAUACCAUUAUUCAUAAUGUAAAUCGAGCACAACUAAUAGAUGAUGCAUUGAAUAAUGCCCGUACUGGACGAUUGAGCUACGAAAUUGCCUUGGAGUUGUUACGUUAUCUAUCUAAAGAACUAAACUAUGUGCCGUGGGCUGCAGUUAACCGUAAUUUACGUACUUUAACUGUUCUGCUCAGUGGCUCAUCGCGCUACCAUCUAUGGAUUCAGUACUGUCUUGAAUUCCUCCAUCCUAUUUACGAACAUAUAGGUAUUGUGACUCAAGAAGAGGAUUCCUUGAUGCAACGCAUGGUACGAGAAAUUGUUGUUACAUGGAUGUGUAAACUAGGAUCGCUUCACUGUUUAAAUGAAUCAGCGUCCAUCGUUGAGAACGUGGUUGAAAACCGUACAUCCUACAUAGACCAAGAUUUAAGGGAAACAAUUAUUUGUAACGGAUUAAGGAACGCUUCAUAUGAUGCUUUUCAUUACUUUUGGCAACAAAUGCAAGCUUCACAAAACCAAGCAUACCGUUCCGAGUUAAUUUCGAGCUUGGGAUGCACGCAAAAUGAAGAUUUUCUCGCAAAACUUCUCAAUACCACCAUAGAAGAAAACGGAGUAUACUAUUUCCCACAGGAACGAGAAAGAGUUUUACUUUCUGUUUUAAGUAACGGAAUGUUAGGUAUGGAUAUUUCCAUAUCAUUCCUGGAUCAAUAUAUGGAUCAGAUCAAUAUUAUCUACAAUAAAGGAAAUUUUGGAGGAAGAGCUAUAAGUUCCAUCACCAAAAAUAUGGCAAAACAAACUGCUAGCGAAAACAUGCAUCUACGUCUUCAAAAUCUCAUGGAAAAGCUUUUAGAAAAAGGAUAUUUACGCAACUCAGAUAUGCUGCAAAGUCUGGAACAAUCUAGUGAAAAUCUCAAUUGGAUCAGUGACAAGGGUAAUGAAAUAGAACGGUGGUUGGAGCAACAAUAUCAACCAACAACGUAUCAACCAGCUACAACAUCAUCUAUACUAACCUCUACAUCGUUCAAUAAUUAUACUACACUGCAAACUACACUGCAAAUCAAUUCAGAAUUUACGAGUUCUGUAACAUUUAAUAACUCUUUCAUAUCGACAUCCAUCUUUACCACCAAAAACAGUAUUACAAGCAUGUUAACGCAAUCAAUAACGUCUGUAGUCUCCACCGAAAAUUAUGAAAGUACGGAAAAAAAUGUUUCAAAUAAUGUCCAUCCGACUAUAUUAAUCAUGUGUCUAGUUAUUUUUCACAUAACAAUAUAUUAAAUUAUCCACACCAUAUCGUAGAGGACACUUAAUGCCCAUAUCUAGCAAUGCUUCCAACAGCAGAUUUUAAUGAAGAAAUAGGUGGAAAAGCUAAUUACUGUACCCAUUGAAACUCAAUUAUAGUGCAGAAACACACAAAUACUACUCCAUUAAAUAAACACAUCUUUUUAAAUGCAUUAAGUUAGUAAUAAGGUAUUAAAGAGGCGAAAUAAUUAUUAAAUUAUUAAUUAUUAUUAAAGAUAUUAAUAAUUAUUAAUGAUUAUGCAAAACAAAUAAUAUGAAAAAACUGUAAUGGAAAUCAUA